AUGGCACACCACAGAAAAGACGCCGACAUCGAAGACGAGCUCGCAGAUCCUCGCAAUCCCUACGCGUCGUCCACACGAUGGCGCCACGAGGAGUCAUCUGCGUACCGGCGCCACGCUGGCAGUCAGAUGGCUGCACGCGACGCAGAAGUCAGAGGCCAGACUACUGACCUGGCCAAGUUCCUGAACUCUUCGAGAGUCUCGCCCGAGGACAACCCAGCAGGGCCUCGAGAACCCGGCGCAUCGAAGUCCAAGCCAAUUGUGAUAGGCGAGGCGCAUGCGGUGGCUGUCGGAGAGCCCGAGCCGGAGAAUGUCGAUCCCACCCAGGCUGUUCCCCAAGACGGCAAGACAAUCGCUUGCGGGCCAUUGCUAAAUUACAAACAUAUGGAUGGAAAUUUGUGGCAUGGCAGUGUCCUGGUGGUCACCAAGGGAGGCGGCAAAGAACCGACUCCUGCGCCGACAUUGGUCUUGAGACAGGUGGGAUCAGCUAGCGGCUUUGGCUCCCAGUCAGGUCCUGCGGCUAACGGCAAUGGAGAGCACAAUGUCGGAGCUGUUAGCAAAGCCUCUGGAGGUAUAGAAGUCCAAGGUGUUUGUCUCUAUUCGGAUGCGCGUAACACAUUUUGGCGGUUCAACAUCGAUGUGGAGAUGGAGGAGACCGAGACGAAGUGGGAAUAUGCCCUGCCUGAGCUGCGUUUCGUGAGCAAGACGAAGCCCCGCGUCAACUCCUUCUUCGUACCCGCCAUCACCGAGUCAAUGCGAAUCAUGUUCCAUUCUUGCAAUGGCUUCAGCGUAGGGACUGAUGAAGAAGCUUGGAGCGGGCCUGCGCUAUGGAAUGAUGUGAUGAGGCGCCAUAACGAGUCACCGUUCCAUGUCAUGAUCGGUGGUGGUGACCAGAUUUACAAUGAUGGAAUCAGAGUUAAUGGGCCACUGCGCGAGUGGACAAAUAUUGGUAACCCCAAGAAGCGGAGGGAAUUCCCUUUUCCGGAGAAGCUACGUUCUGAGUGUGACGACUAUUACCUGAGGAAUUAUCUUCGAUGGUAUUCCACUGAACCAUUUGCCGCAGCGAAUGGUCAAAUCGCCCAGGUCAAUAUCUGGGAUGAUCACGAUAUCAUUGACGGCUUCGGGUCUUACGUGAACGAGUUCAUGAAAUGUGAUGUGUUCAGAGGUAUUGGAGGAACAGCGCAUAAGUAUUACAUGCUGUUUCAACACCAUCUUCCACCGCCGCUAUCUACCUACACAUCCGACGCGCCGGAAACAGUUACAGAACCCGGCGAGCGAGGAGGUGUUGAUGAACAACAACUGGCAAAUGCAUUCGUGGGCAAGGCGAUCAAGGAGCCGUGUUAUAUCAUUGGCACCAAACCUGGGCCCUACGUGGCUGAGCAUUCUCACAAUAUAUUUGCCAAACUUGGUGCGAGAAUAGCCUUACUGGGCAUCGACGCACGUGUAGAACGCACACGUCACCAAGUCAACUACCCGGAGACAUAUGACCUGGUAUUUGGCCGUCUUAAGGAGGAGCUGAAUGCCGCAGCGAGCUCAGGAAACCCAUUCAAACACGUCAUUCUACUCCUCGGCAUCCCAAUUGCCUACCCGCGGUUAACAUGGCUUGAGAAUAUUUUCUCGAGCCCCCUCAUGGGCCCCAUCAAGUUUGCCAAUCGAAGAUUCGGCCUUGGUGGUGGUAUUUUCAACCGUUUUGAUGGAGGCGUGGAUUUGCUUGACGACCUCGAUGACCACUACACUGCUAGAACACACAAAAAGGAGCGGAACGCUUUUGUAGAACGCCUUCAGACGAUAUGCGCUGAUCACUCAGUGCGAAUCACAAUAUUAGGUGGUGAUGUCCACUUGGCUGCUCUUGGUCGUUUCUACUCAAACCCUAAUCUUCACAUCCCGACUGAGAACGAUCAUCGUUACAUGGCAAAUGUGGUGUCUUCGGCGAUCGUCAACAAGCCACCCCCACAAGCUAUUGCCAACUUACUGGCACGAAGAAACAAGAUUCAUCACCUCAACCAUGAUACGGAUGAGACCCUCUUGAAGUUGUUCAACAAGGACCCUGGCGACUCCACCAAAACAGCUGGCCACAACCAGGUCACGAUGCCGAGUCGCAAUUUUGCAAUGAUCACGGAGAACUCUCCCAACAACCCUGGAAGAGAUGAAGCUAUUGCUGCAGCCCAUCCAACCACGAAUGGUGAUCACCUCGCACCACCAGAUGCCGCGCCUCCUGGCUCAAGCCACAGCAACGGUGCUCGGUCACAGAAGUCUUCGAAGUCGUCCAAAUCGAGUAAUGGCAAAGGUGGCCAUGGACCCUUGCAUGUUGGCGAGGUUGAUGCUGGAACGGCACAUCGGGCCGCAUCUUCAACCCUUCACGGCAAGGGCAAUGAUGGCAGUAUAGAUAUCUGCAUACGGGUCGAGAUCGACCAGCAUGACAAGAACGGGAGGACUGAGAGUUACGGUCUGACUGUACCGACUCUACAGUACACGGCGGCAGUGCGACCAGCCACAUCUCUUCGUGGGUAG
Molecule: messenger RNA, 2508 nt
Organism: Phaeoacremonium minimum UCRPA7
Lineage: Eukaryota; Fungi; Ascomycota; Sordariomycetes; Togniniales; Togniniaceae
Product: putative transcription factor protein
Exons: 4
Coding region: 1-2508 (835 amino acids)
Cellular component (GO): membrane
Source: RefSeq, a predicted model, not a curated record